GGCGCGAUGGCAGCGCAGCGGCUGGGCAAGCGCGUGCUGAGCAAGCUGCAGUCCCCGUCGCGGGCCCGCGGCCCCGGGGGCAGCCCCAGCGGGCUGCAGAAGCGCCACGCUCGAGUCACCGUCAAGUACGACCGGCGCGAGCUUCAGCGGCGGCUGGACGUGGAGAAGUGGAUCGACGGAUGCUUGGAGGAGCUGUACCGAGGCAGGGAGUCAGAUAUGCCAGAUGAAGUCAACAUCGACGAGCUGUUGGAACUGGACAGUGAGGCUGAAAGAAGCCUGAAAAUCCAGGGACUCCUGGAAUCCUGCAGGAAUCCCACCGAGGUGAGGUUCUGUCCUCUCAUCUUUAAGGGGGGACUUCAUCCAGGAGCUGCUGGCCAAGCUGCGGGGCCUGCACAGGCAGCCGGGCUUCCCGCAUCCCAGCCCCUCAGAUGACCCCAGCCUGAGCCCCCGCCAGGACCGGGCGCACACUGCCCCACCCUGACUGCCGCCGCCUCUGCUCUCCGCCCCCAAAGCCCAGAUUGUUUUUAAGUUGUAUUUAAUGGUUCUGUAACUGCC
Messenger RNA from Acomys russatus (golden spiny mouse), 555 nucleotides. RefSeq names its product protein phosphatase 1 regulatory inhibitor subunit 14A (gene Ppp1r14a). Gene Ontology annotation, molecular function: protein serine/threonine phosphatase inhibitor activity. The record is from RefSeq and is a predicted model, not a curated record. The coding region runs from base 7 to 432 and encodes 141 amino acids. NCBI's taxonomy places the organism in Eukaryota, Metazoa, Chordata, Mammalia, Rodentia, Muridae. Gene Ontology annotation, biological process: regulation of phosphorylation. The transcript is spliced from 4 exons. Gene Ontology annotation, cellular component: cytoplasm.